Molecule: messenger RNA, 1452 nt
Organism: Meloidogyne enterolobii
Lineage: Eukaryota; Metazoa; Nematoda; Chromadorea; Rhabditida; Meloidogynidae
Source: the annotation of a GenBank genome assembly
AUGUCCAGCACUAGACUUGAUCAAUUAUACACUAUCAAUGACAAUCUUUUGAACAUCUUUAGUCCUAAAUCAAUAUUAGCAGCAUUAAGAUGGGUAAAAAGAUGGAUUUUAUUAAUGACUGCAACAGUUCAUCAAUUACUAAGUUGGAAAAAACGAAGACGAUUUGUUAAGGCAAAUAUUGGUUGUGCUAAUAGAAGGCCAAAAGAAGAUUCUUUUAAUUCAAUUUCUAUUUUCUCUUUGCUGAUCAACAGGCUGAGAAACUAUUGUUGUCCAAAGCAUUGCUUUUAUCCUCAAAAUUGCUCAAUUCAACUGUCAUGCAUUUACUUAUUUCUUAUUUUCUGUUUCAUAUUGCCUUCUGUUUUAUCUUUUGAUGCUUCAAACAAGGUUAUUACAACACCAACAUUCAGCUUUGAGGAACGAUCAUUGCUUCGAAAGGCUUUUUUGAAUAAAUUUGGGCUUUCUCAUUUGAAUGAGUGGAAAAAACAAGAGAAUUCGACACCCAAAGUGCCUAAGUAUGUUUGGAAUUUGUACAGGAGGUUGCAACAACGAAAAGCAGAUUUUACUACUAUACGGCAUUUCAGUACUUAUUCGCUUGAGUUUGUGGGUAAUGGGUAUGCUAAACUUGUGUUUAACUUGAGUAUGGGUGGAAAACAGUUUGAAAAUGAGGUAAUAUCGCAUGGUGAACUUCGACUCCCGAAUUGGAAAGAAGGAUCAAUUCGUGUUAGAAUAAAUAAACAUGGUGAUACUAGCAAAAAUGGGACCAAUGAAACACCUGAUUUUAAUAGUGGAAUUGGGCUUGAGCGAAGACCAUGGAUCGAUUUAGAUGGCAAAUUGCUUACUACUUCCUGUCAUAACCAAAAAUUGAAUCUACUACUUCAUUUCCCAUCGAAUAUCCCAAUAAAUAAUGUUGAAUAUAUGCUUCGAGCUGCAGCAUUAUUAAUUUAUGCAAAUGAUAAAGGUUCUGAUUUUGCAUCGAAAUUCAACAAAAAUGACUCAAAACACCUAAAGCAACGUUUUAAGCGAUCAUUAAGUAGUGGCGCAACUGAUGAAAAUAGUAAAUUUGAAGAGGAAGAAGACGCAUCGUUAAACACAAGUCGACAAAAGCGUCGAAGAUUAGCAGCCCAACAACAUCGCCAUCGUCAACAUAAUUCGGGAAGUACAGCAGCAUGUCGUCGUGCUGAUUUGUAUGUAGAUUUUGGACAACUUAACUGGCAGGAUUGGAUUGUUGCACCAUGUCGUUGUUCGCACCCAUUGCCUUCUCACCUAAAUAGCAGCAAUCACGCAAUAAUGCAAUCACUUCUUCACUCAAUUGAUCCUGGAGCGGCUUUAGCCCCAAGCUGUGUACCAGUUCAAAUGAGCUCAAUUACAAUCCUUUACAGGGACACAAAUAAUAAUGCGCUUGUUGUUAAAGCUUACGCAGAUAUGCGUGUUGAUGCCUGUGGGUGUCAGUAA